AGGGAGAGAGAGAGAGCGGCCAAAGGAGGGUGUGUUUUUCUAUCACUGCAGCAUCAGCAGAGAGGAGAGGGGCACAAUCAAUUUCAUAGAGAAGAGGAAGAAAAGGCACAAGUAGAUAAGGAAGAGAGUGGGAGAAAAAGGGGACGCAGAGAGUUGCCGGAGGAAAAGAAGCAUCACCGUGAAGAGAGGAGACCAGCAGGAGGGCGUGGACCUGAUUUCAAGAAGAGAGUGGAGGAAAAAAAAGGGAAAAGACAAGCAGGACCAAAGACAUACAAGGCGAAGCUGAGGCCUCCUGCAAAAGUAGCCUCACACUUGCUCUGCACAAGUGUGUGUGUGUGUGUGUGUGUGAGGUUGCCCUCUGUGUGCAUUUUACUGUACGUGUUGUGUGAGCAGGUGGGACUUUGAUGGGACAGUGAGCAAUGCCUCACACGCAGCGACAGCAGGUUGGCAGUAGGGGGCAGUGCUCCUCACGCCUCCUCCCCCUCCUCCGUCUCCUCCUCCUCCUCUUCAUCGCUGCCCAGCCCAGCCACGCAUCCAUACACAUACCCUCCAACUUGAAGAGGCCUCCGAUGAUCACCACACAGCCAGAGUCUGUCACCGUCUUUAGUGUUGAGGACCUCGUCAUGAGCUGCGAAGCAUCUGGAAACCCUUCACCCAUUUUCCGAUGGACAAAGGAUGGAGAGGAGUUUGACCCAGCCAGUGACCCAGAGCUGAAGGUUACUGAGAACUCCGGCUCAUCUGCAUUCUACACACUCAGUAAUACUAUGGAAGCCAUGAAGGAGUAUCAAGGCAAAUACAUCUGCUACGCAUCCAACGAGCUGGGGACAGCCGUCUCUAACGAGGCCAUACUCACAACUGAUGCUCUCCCAAGCCAGCAGAAAGAAAAAAAGGUCAGUGUGAAGGCUGAAGAGGGAAGCAGUUUUAUUCUGAAGUGUAACCCCCCGCAGAGCUCUAUGAAGCCUGCUAUUCACUGGAUGGACUGGCGUCUACAUCAUAUCCAGCUAAGUGAGCGGGUGGUGGUGGGAAAGGAUGGCAACCUAUACUUUGCCCAUUUGACAACUGAAGACAGCAGGGAUGACUACACCUGUAAUGUCCAGUACUUGGUAACACGCACCAUUCUGGCAAAGGAACCCAUCUCUCUUACUGUCAACCCCUCCAACUCUGUACUGCGGAACAGGAGGCCCCACAUGAUGAGACCCAUCGGAAGCCAGAGCACUUACCAUGCUUUAAGGGGCCAGACCAUCGAGCUUGAGUGCAUCGUCCAAGGCCUCCCAACACCUAGUGUGUCAUGGCUGAGGAAGGACGGCGAGAUGUCAGAAUCUCGGAUCAGUAAAGAUAUGUACGACCGCCGCUUGCGCUUCAGUAACAUCUCAGAGACUGACAGUGGCGAGUACCAGUGUAUAGCUAACAACUCACAGGGGAAGAUCACGCACACUUACACUGUGACUGUGGAAGCGUCGCCCUACUGGACCAUUCAGCCACUCAGUCAGAUAUAUGCCCCAGGUGAGACUGUCAAACUAGACUGCCAGGCAGACGGCAUCCCCUCUCCUACCAUCAGCUGGACCAUGAACGGGAUCCCCCUCUCAGAAACUGACAAGGACUCCAAGCGUACUCUGACAGCAAGUGGAUCUCUAAUCCUAAGGGAUGUCAACUUUAUAGACACUGCCAUCUAUCAGUGCCAGGCCUCCAACAAACAUGGAACCAUCCUCACCAACACCAACGUCUAUGUCAUUGAUCUGCCUCCACAGAUCCUUACUGAGGAUAGGAAUGUAUACACAUUUGCAGAGGGCAUGAAGGCUUUACUGGAUUGUGAGAGCUUUGGCUCUCCUAAACCUAAAAUCAUGUGGGAGAGCGACACCACCUCCUCCCUUCUGGCAGAUCCCAGAGUUAAUCCACUCACCACCGGGGGGCUCGAAAUCUUUAAUGUCACACAUGCCGAUCAGGGCAUUUACACCUGCUCUGUACAAAACAGCAACUUGUCCAUAAGUGCGGAGUUGGAAGUGCUCAACAGGACAGUGAUCCUGACACCUCCACAGGCUCUGAAGGUGCAGCCUGGAAACACAGCAAUCUUCACUUGUCAGUUCCUUGUUGACCCCAAGGUGGGCAAAGCAGCCAUUCUGUGGAGGAAGAACGGUCAGAAGCUCACAGAGUCCCACAGUGAUGAAAAAUUCACAUUUGAAGGACCAGACAUGAUAAUUGCUAACGUGCAACCAGGUGAUGAAGGCGUGUAUACCUGUCAGGUCAUCACUAACCUGGACACGGCUGAAGCCAUCAACACCCUCACUAUAUGUGAUCGUCCAGACCCUCCUGUCCUCCUCCAGAUCACUGAUUCUAAGCAUCGUGCAGUCACCCUCAGCUGGACUCCUGGAGAGGAUCACAACAGCCCCGUGCUAGAGUAUGUGGUUGAGUUUGAGGACCAAGGUUCUAUGGAGAGGGGCUGGGAAGAGCUGAGGAGAGUAGGGGGUAACAGGACGCAUGCUAGCCUCCCCCUGUGGCCCUACAUGUCCUACCGUUUCCGGGUCAUUGCCAUCAAUGAUGUGGGCAAAAGCGACCCCAGCAAGCCAUCUGAUACUCACAACACUUCUGCUGAAGCUCCAGACAAUAACCCUGAAGAUGUAAGGAGUGAGUCCACAGAUCCAGACACUCUGGUCAUCGCCUGGAAGGAAAUUGACAAACGUAACUUCAAUGGACCUGGCUUCAAGUACCGGGUGCAGUGGAGGCGAGUGGUGGGCAGUGGGCCCAACUGGAACACCACCUAUGUAACUGCACCACCAUUCAUCGUCAAUGACAUUGGCAACUUUUCUGCUUUUGAGAUGAAAGUUCGCGCUGUCAACGAUGUAGGACAGUCACCUGAGCCAGACCCUUAUAUUGGCUACUCAGGAGAAGAUGUUCCAUUGGAGGCUCCAAUGGAUGUGGGUGUUGUAUUGCUGAACAGCACUACCAUCAGAGUAACCUGGGCAGCAGUAGACAAAGACACGGUCAGAGGACACCUGCUGGGAUACAAGAUCUACUUGACCAGAAUCGGCUCCAGGGGCCACCACCGAGGCCGGAGGUCCAGAGAGCCAGGGACCACUGUUGUGCUUGAGACUGGGGCCAACGAGGAGAAGAAAGUGAUCAAUGAUCUCAGACCAUACUCCCAUUAUGCCCUGUCCGUCACUGUAUUCAACAGCAAGGGAGAGGGACCCCCCUCUGAGACGCUGUCCUUCAAGACUCAAGAAGGAGUUCCUGGUCCUCCCACGUCCCUGAUGCUGGACAGCCCAUCAGAGGCAGAAAUGACCCUCAACUGGACGCCUCCUGGCCAGCCCAAUGGAGUCCUCAUCGGAUAUCUGCUGCAGUACCAACAGAUUGUGGAGAGUGAUGACAGCCCCAUGCAGGUAGAGACAAUAGACGACGCCACAGUCACCCACCUCACCCUAAAGGGCCUGGACCGCCACAGCCACUACCGCUUCUACCUGAGGGGACGCACUGCUGCAGGGGACGGAGAGCCCAUCAUGAGGGAGGGUGCAACUACGCUGGAUGGAGCUCCUCCUGCCAACAUCAGCCUGUCUGUGGGGGAAACCUCAGUUAACCUCAGCUGGGUGGCCAAGAAGAGACACAGGAAUGUUAGCUUCCAGGUCCACUACCUCAAAAAAGAUGAUGGCAGUAAAUGGAAGAAGACAGAGAAGGUGGACUCCUCACAGUCUUUUUACCAGCUCCAGGGCCUGACUCCAGGCUCUCAUUAUCGUCUACGCUUCAUCUACAGCAACACCACCUUUUGGGAGACUGAUAUUGAAACAGAAGGAACAGUGACGGAGGUACAGCCAAGCUUUGCAACACAGGGCUGGUUCAUCGGUGUUGUGAGUGCCAUUGUGCUGCUGCUGCUGAUACUGCUUAUCCUCUGCUUCAUCAAGAGGAGUAAAGGGGGGAAGUAUUCAGUGAAAGAUAAAGAAGAGGGUCCAAUGGACUCAGAAGCACGGCCCAUGAAGGAUGAGACUUUUGGAGAGUACAGAUCUCUAGAAAGCGACCUAGAGGAGAAGCGCACGGCCAGCCAGCCAUCCCUGGGCGAGGAAAGCAAACUGUGCAGCGAGGACAACCUGGACUUCAACGUCAGCAGUGCCAUAACCACAGAGCUCAACAUGGAUGAGUCUCUGGUCAGCCAGUUUAGUCGGCCAAGUGAGGGGCCAGAGGUGAUCAAUGGCCUGCCAGACAACUCACCGCUCAACCCCACCACCGUCUCUCCAACCACCAAUGGCAUGCCCAACUCAGUCACCAUCCUCGAUUAACCCCCCUCCCCACGUCCACCGAGGACCAUCAGACCAAAACAUGUCAACACAUACGUGCCCAUACGCUCCUGUUCCCUACUGACUUGCUGAUCCGUAGUUUAACGACUAAUACACAAUCAAUAUAUUGACUAUUCAGAUGUAGCUGGCAGCCAUCUGAUUGACUGGACUAUUUUGACCAAAGGAGUGUCCAAAGUAGUGGACAAUGUGAUACAAGUCUGACUGACCAGAAGAUGUCCUUUGACCCCCCCUCACCCUCCUUUAUCUGUGUGGUUUACAACAUAUCUAAAUUACUAACAUUCAUUUCUCUCCCUUUCCUCUCUUUUGUUUCUCUCUGCAGACAACUCUAUAGAAUGAUAGAGACAGAAUGUUGUACAGUUAGAAAUAUCAAAGGGAUUGUAGGUAUGGUCCUAUAGAUAUGCAGAGUAGUGCAUUGAAGGAGGAGGAUGAUGGUAGCGCCUAGUGUGGGGAAACAGGUGGCACACGCUGCUGUAAAAAGUCUUGAAUCUUAGAUAUUUCUCAUGCCUUAUAUUAUUUCGCACAUAAUUGUGUACGUCUAAUGCCAUUUGAUGUCUCAGAUUGUACUUACCAGUGACAUUUUUUUAUUUUUUAUGAAUGUGGUUAAACACAAAACAUCCUUUUUGUUAUUUUUUUAAUAUCAUCACUUUUUCUUAUUCUUUUCUAUGCUGUUUGUUAAAAAAAAACUCAUGACUUCUCUUUAUUGACAUAUUUCAUAGAUCAAGUUUAAACUGAAACUAAGUGAAGCCAAGUUUCUUAGUAUAAAUAACAUUGGAUGCAUAAGGGGAACUUGCUGUGAAAAAUGCUGAGUAGCAUCUGGUGUAUAUAGCUGCAUCUACAUCUAUCUAUUUAGCCAUAAUACAGUAUUAUAGAUAUGUACAUGCUCCUUAUAAGUUCCUGUGCCUGCUGGGUCUGCAUAGAGCACCAGAUUGAUGUCAUUACUCUUUCGCCUUCCCACCAGAAGUGUAAUGUCAUUAUUGGUAAUGAUAUUGUAAUUUUUUGUGUCGAGACCUAUGUGUAGCUUUCUGUAUCUGUCUUUGUCUCUUUCUACACUGUAUUAAAAACAUUGUUGUCUCUAAUUAACAAUCUUUUCAUACCUGUCCAUCUCAUACUACGUAAGCUGUUUGAGGAGCAGUAUUUAUGUAUAUUUACAGAUCAGAGAGUGGAGUCCUGUGGGCAAACACUCAAGUUUUAUUUUCAGACUGUCAUCAAUGCAGGUUGAAAUUAUAGACAGGCGUAAUGACUGCCAGUUGAUGUAUAAUAAAGGCAAGCAGUUGGCAUUCACAUCAAA
This is a messenger RNA of Larimichthys crocea (large yellow croaker), 5568 nucleotides long. RefSeq names its product L1 cell adhesion molecule, paralog a (gene l1cama). Gene Ontology annotation, molecular function: cell-cell adhesion mediator activity. The transcript is spliced from 28 exons. Gene Ontology annotation, cellular component: plasma membrane; axon. The coding region runs from base 420 to 4262 and encodes 1280 amino acids. The record is from RefSeq and is a predicted model, not a curated record. Lineage: Eukaryota; Metazoa; Chordata; Actinopteri; Sciaenidae. Gene Ontology annotation, biological process: axon guidance; cell-cell adhesion; brain development.